Aspergillus fumigatus Af293 is the source of this 2475-nucleotide messenger RNA. It is a transcript of the gene pabA, whose product is annotated as aminodeoxychorismate synthase pabA. NCBI's taxonomy places the organism in Eukaryota, Fungi, Ascomycota, Eurotiomycetes, Eurotiales, Aspergillaceae. The coding region runs from base 1 to 2475 and encodes 824 amino acids. The transcript has a single exon. Gene Ontology annotation, biological process: L-tryptophan biosynthetic process. The record is from RefSeq and is a predicted model, not a curated record.
AUGGCGCCAUUUAUAGGCGAUGAUGAGAGGGCGUCGGGUUCCGGACAGCCGUCCGACUCGAGUGUCGAUGCUCCUGCUCGAAGGAAUGUCCUGUACAUUGAUGCAUACGAUUCCUUCUCCUACAAUGUUGUGGCGAUGCUCGAAGAGGUUCUGGAUGUUAGAGUCUCGGUGAUGACCAUCGAUUCCGAUUGGCCAGACGGCAACAUGGUCGAGUAUCUACAGCAUUUCGAAGCUGUCGUGCUUGGCCCUGGUCCUGGAGAUCCGAAUGUUGCUAAGGAUGUCGGCAUCAUGCGGGAUGUUUGGACCCUGAGCGGCGCAGAUAUGUUACCUGUCUUUGGAAUCUGUCUUGGUUUUCAGAGCCUCUGUCUCCAUCAGGGCAUUCCGAUAGGACGAUUGCCGUAUCCACUACAUGGCCAGGUUCAUCGAAUCAAGACUGUCAACAGGGACAUUUUCGAAAACGUGCAAGAUGUCGAAGUCACACUUUAUCACUCGCUUUAUGCCAGACUAGAUUCUCCGGAACAGUCGACUCGGGGGGUUGACAGUGGAAACCCUCAAGCCGAUCGAUUCGCUUCCAAGGACCUUGAUCUUCUAGCUUGGUUUCUCCUAGAAGACGGAGAGACGCAGAUUCCCAUGGCUGUGCGUCACCAGAAGAGACCAAUCUGGGGGGUGCAGUUUCACCCUGAGUCUUGCAAAUCUGACAGGGAAGCUUGCGUCAAGUUGCUCAGAAGAUGGUGGGAUAUGGCCCUGAAUUACAACAAAAAGACGGGGCGCGGAGGAUAUGGCAUUCUGCUCAAUUCUAACCACUGCGCCAGUGGUAGUAUUACUCUUCCUGAUGCUGCGUCCACAAUGUUGGAUUGGAGCACCAGCACUUCUUCUUGUUCUUCAUAUCGUACCUUUACAGCGAGAAACUUGGAUGCCGAAGUCGUCUGCGAGAACUUGAAUGCCCCCAACUCGCCAACCGUGCUAUUCCAAUCUAAUGGGAGGUAUAGUAUUAUCUCGGUGCCUAGCCCCAACAGCUGGAGGCUCGAGUACUAUUGUGAGACUCAAAGCCUGCUGUUAGAGAAGCUGCAGGAUCGCCGAGGGACGGAAAUUGGUCCGACUAGGCAGUCAGUGGCAGAGAGCAUUGUUGAGAGAUCCUUGACAGUCUCUCAAUUCUGGGAUGUGCUGAGGUUUGUGACGGACACGAAGAAGGUUGACUCAGGAAGUCUCACUGUGCCGUUCUGGGGCGGUUUCCUGGGUUACUUUUCCUAUGAAAUGGGACUGGCCUGUCUUGCACGUCCCAAAACAGCUGCAGGAAUCCAUACAACCUGCGAAAAUGAAAAUGCCGGAGAAGAUCCUGCCGACGCCAGCUUGCUGUGGACUGAAAGGAGUAUCGUUGUCGAUCACAAGACGGGCCAAAUCACAGUCCAGUCAACGCGGGUUGACGAUGAUCUACCGAGGGGAUGGCUUCAUCAGGCCGUACAGUUUUUGCAAGACCUCGCCAUUACCAGGAGUCAGUGCAAGGUCUACACUAGCGACACCACGGCAGAGUUCUUGGAUUCCAUCCUCAAGCGGAGCGUUAUCAAAUUCCCAACCCAGGAAAAUUAUCAGAGGCAGAUCAGGGCUUGUCAGGCUGAGUUGGAGGCUGGUGAAUCGUACGAACUGUGUCUCACUGGCGAAACGUUGAUCACGUUACCCUCUCCAGUUAGUCAAAGUGGCCGUGCCAGUUUUCCCUGGGAGCUGUACAAACGUCUGAGAAAGUACAACCCCGCCGCCUUUAGUGGUUUUGCGCGACUAGGUCACGUCAAGAUUGCCAGCAGCAGUCCGGAAUGCUUCCUCAAUUGGGAUCGGGACUCUACGCUGGAAAUGAAGCCAAUGAAGGGCACUGUGAGGAAAACCGAAGAUAUGACCAUGGAGAAGGCCCGCGAAAUCCUUGGAUCGACGAAGGAGAUGGCGGAGAAUCUCAUGAUUGCGGAUUUGAUUCGCCACGACCUCUACGGCAUCUGCGGCUCGGGCGGCGUCCACGUAGAAAAACUCCUGGAAGUGGAGGAUCACGGACGUGUUUACCAGAUGAUCACUCAUGUCAAAGCCAAGGUUGAUCGAAGUCGGCCGGGAUUUGCCGCACGGGAUAUGCCGCAGUUACCCUCUUCGAACAUGUCUGGAUACGGGCUAACUGCGUUGCAAAGAUGUCUGCCACCCGGCUCGAUGACUGGUGCCCCGAAGGAACGCUCAUGCAUGCACCUCAGCUCAAUCGAGGACCGAAAACGUGGGAUCUAUUCGGGCGUGAUGGGCUUCCUGGACCUCGGUGGCGGGGGCAGUUUCUCAGUGCUCAUCCGCACAGCUUUUACCUGCUCAAAUGAGCAAGAUGACGAGCAACUCUGGCGAAUUGGCGCGGGGGGGGCCGUGACCACUCUGAGUACUCCCGAGGGGGAAUGGGAUGAGAUGUUGACUAAGUUGCGUACGGUCUGUGGAAUCUUCGCUCCGCUGAACCCAUAG